Messenger RNA from Macroventuria anomochaeta, 548 nucleotides. Its product is annotated as DUF1903-domain-containing protein. The coding region runs from base 268 to 510 and encodes 80 amino acids. Gene Ontology annotation, cellular component: mitochondrial intermembrane space. Lineage: Eukaryota; Fungi; Ascomycota; Dothideomycetes; Pleosporales; Didymellaceae. The record is from RefSeq and is a predicted model, not a curated record. The transcript is spliced from 5 exons.
CCGGUGGCAAAGUUGAACGAUAAGAAGGAUUGGAAGGAGCAAGCAGCUGUCACGAAGAAGUGAGGUGCGCAACGAACAGUGGGGCUCUUUCCUCGGACGCUAGCCAGCCUGACCAACCGAGUGAGCCCUCACCUUCACUCUCAGCAUUGCUCGCAAGAACAGUGUUGUACCGCAUUUAUUGCACGUCAGAUUGCAAGCUGUCGACCUAUUUUACGCCGCGAUCUAAGGUGCUGGAACCUUCCAAAGCAUACAUACGAGCAAUUCAUUAUGGGAGAAAUCGAGAAGGAUUUGAAACAAGAUCCGCCAUGCCACUCGCGAGCAUGCGCAAUCCAGAAUUGCAUACAGAAGAACAACUUCGAUGAAGGAAAAUGUCGAAAGGAGGUCGAUGCUCUGUAUGAGUGCUGCAAUGCCUUCUACAAAGAGAGAGGGGACGAUGCAAGAUGCGUGACAUGUCCGAAGCCCGAUCUGCUCAGAAUCAAGGUGAAGCAACGCGCCCAAGGCAUAUCAUAGCAUGUCAUCAGCUGCACUGCAGCAUCACAGAAGAUUUU